AUGCCUUUAAUCGGGCUUAAAUACUUCAAAGUUCAGAAAACUCUGCCCUUCUUGCCGGGAGCAACGAGCGUUGGCAAUCUGAGUAAUGGAUUCGACCUUUUAAAUAGUGGAUCAAUAAUCAAUUAUCCAGCGAAGAACGAGUUCAAAAUGUUGAAACCGGUUGCUCUGGAUUUUCUUCGAAAAGUUGCACGGGAGGAUUUCAUGGAUGAGGAAGAAUUUGGUGAAAUCUCCGAAGAAAAUUAA
Necator americanus (New World hookworm) is the source of this 243-nucleotide messenger RNA. RefSeq lists its product as uncharacterized. The record is from RefSeq and is a predicted model, not a curated record. NCBI's taxonomy places the organism in Eukaryota, Metazoa, Nematoda, Chromadorea, Rhabditida, Ancylostomatidae. The transcript is spliced from 4 exons. Bases 1 to 243 code for a protein of 80 amino acids.